Momordica charantia (bitter melon) is the source of this 1051-nucleotide messenger RNA. It is a transcript of the gene NPU, whose product is annotated as ATP-dependent helicase/deoxyribonuclease subunit B. NCBI's taxonomy places the organism in Eukaryota, Viridiplantae, Streptophyta, Magnoliopsida, Cucurbitales, Cucurbitaceae. The record is from RefSeq and is a predicted model, not a curated record.
CGAGUCGCGCGGAGCCCCCGCCAGUCCAAAAGGGUGAAAAGGGGAAACCGUCGAGGAUUGUAGAGCUACAUUUCUUCCAAGCUCGAACGAUCGGACAGAUUACCGUCGACGAUGGGAGAACCGUCGAUUUUAUCGCUCCUGGUUCUGUUACUGUUUCUGAUCCCGAUUUCGAUGGCUUACAGGCCAGGAGAUAUCGUUCCGAUGAGCAAGAUGGGACAGUAUCACUCGUCGAGAACAGUUUGGCAUGAUAUGAUUGGUCGACAUUGUCCAAUCUUUGCCGUCAAUCGUGAGGUUUUGGUUCCUAUACCAAAGCCGGUCGGCUACACGGGAGCUGAUCCUUAUAAAAUAUCCUUUCAAGUUGGAAAAGAAAAGUUUCUUAUCCCAUGGCUUCUUGUGAUAAAUCGCAAAAGUACAGAAGUCCCAAUGAUUGAUGUCCACUUGAGAUACUCUGGAAGUGAUCUUCAUGGUGUGACUGCCAAAGUAGCGGACAUGCCUCAUAUCUAUAUUGAUACUCAUCCACAUAUUAGUAAACAAUUCUGGGACCAACAACAUUGGCCAAAGCAUGUGCUGGUCCGUUAUACGUGGGAGGAGCAAUCAGAGAUCGAUGUGACAUCUGGAUUAUAUGUUUUGUUUGGAUCAGGUCUGACGCUAACUUUUAUUUUGUCAAUUUACAUCUUGCAAUCAUCAAAGGACAAGUUAGCAAGGUUUGUAAGAGAAACAGUAGUCGAAACCAGCAUUCCUGGCGUUGGAGUCGCAAAAGUUGAAUAGACUCUCUACAGUAGAGUCUACGCCUAGGCCUUAUGGUGGCUUACCUUGUUUUCUACGCAUUCAAAGGCGAAAAAGUCUGAUACUACGGAGCCCAAUUCUCUGUUAUGAUUUUCAUUUCUAGGUCGGGGGAAGAAUCUUUUUUGUAAAUGAGACUUCAGACUAGUUGCAGGGAUCUACUUUGGGUUAUUUCUUCUACACCCUUGUACCUUUUUCUCCCUUACUUCCAAUCUCUCAAUUUCAUAUAUAUAUUUUCUUAAAAUAAAUUAAUUGCAUGGAUUUAAAA